Messenger RNA from Rhodamnia argentea, 3533 nucleotides. RefSeq names its product kinesin-like protein KIN-7E. The record is from RefSeq and is a predicted model, not a curated record. Gene Ontology annotation, molecular function: microtubule binding; microtubule motor activity; ATP binding. Gene Ontology annotation, biological process: microtubule-based movement. The transcript is spliced from 15 exons. The coding region runs from base 519 to 3362 and encodes 947 amino acids. NCBI's taxonomy places the organism in Eukaryota, Viridiplantae, Streptophyta, Magnoliopsida, Myrtales, Myrtaceae.
UCUUCUGCUUCUUCUGCUUUUUGUCUUUUGGGACUGUAACAUUAGAUGCAGUUUCUUUCAGUCCGCAUGCUCUUUUUUGAGCGACUCCUCCACGCGUAAAGCUGGUGCUUGUUGUUUUGCGUGCUCAUUCUUGUCUUUCAAGCAACGUUUGGGUUCAAUGUUGUCGGGGAAGUUUUCGGCUCUUAGGUGUUUAGUUCCGGAGAAUGCCGAGCUGGAUUUUUGCGGUUUUCCAAUGUGAAAAUUGCGCUUAAUCGUGGAUUUAUUGUGGAGAUAAUGCGAUUUCGUCGAUCUCUGCUCGAGAUUCGAAGCGAGAGUUCGAAGGAGAAUGGAUCGGAGAGGCAGCGAUUGAAAGCGUUAAGAGGACCGAGCGCGUGACACGUAGCUAGUAAGAAGCACCGAAACGACGGAGGGAUGCGGAGUUAGCCGAGGAGCUUCAUCGGAUGUCAGUAGCCGUGUUCGGACGACAGGCGUUUUUGGAGGAUUGAAAAGAAGGAGCAUAGGGAAUAGGAGUGUGAGAAAUGGGAGCAAUUAGUGGGGAGGAGCUGCUGAAGUGGGAAAAGAUGCAAGGACUGGGUGCUUGCGAGGAGAAAAUUCUUGUUUUGGUGAGGUUGAGGCCUUUGAGUGAAAAAGAGGCCGCGGCCAAUGAAGUAGCAGACUGGGAAUGCAUCAAUGACACCACGAUCUUGUACAGGAACACCCUUAGGGAAGGGUCUACUUUUCCUUCUGCCUACACAUUUGACAGGGUAUAUCGUGGUGACUGUUCUACGAGGGAGGUUUAUGAAGAAGGAUCAAGGGGAAUUGCUCUCUCAGUUGUCAGUGGCAUUAACUCCAGUAUAUUUGCUUAUGGGCAAACAAGUAGUGGAAAGACGUACACCAUGAAUGGAAUAACAGAGCUCACUGUAGCUGAUAUAUUUGAUUAUAUAUGCAAACAUGAAGAAAGAGCAUUUGUUUUGAAGUUCUCUGCCAUUGAAAUCUAUAAUGAAGUCGUCAGAGACCUCCUCAGCCCUGAUAACACCUCUCUGCGGCUGCUGGAUGACCCGGAGAGAGGGACUGUUGUGGAAAAAGUAACAGAGGAAACUCUGCGGGACUGGAACCAUUUUAACGAGCUCGUAUCCAUUUGUGAAGCUCAGAGACAAAUUGGGGAAACAUUAUUAAAUGAGAGAAGCUCCAGAUCUCAUCAAAUUCUCAAAUUGACAGUUGAAAGUUCUGCUCGUGAGUUUUUAGGCAAGGACAACUCCACGACCCUUUCUGCCAGUGUGAACUUCGUAGAUUUGGCUGGUAGUGAGCGUGCGUCUCAAGCAUUAUCAGCUGGAGCUAGAUUGAAGGAAGGUUGCCACAUAAAUCGCAGUUUACUGACCCUGGGAACCGUCAUUCGCAAGCUAAGUAAAGGGAGACAUGGACAUAUCAAUUACAGAGAUUCAAAGCUGACACGCAUACUGCAACCUGCCUUGGGUGGAAAUGCGAGGACUGCCAUUAUCUGCACUUUGAGCCCUGCUCGUAGUCAUGUCGAGCAGACCAGAAACACUCUACUGUUUGCAUGUUGUGCAAAGGAAGUGACUACCAAAGCACAAGUUAAUGUGGUCAUGUCUGAUAAGGCCCUGGUCAAACAUCUGCAGAAAGAGUUGGCUAGAUUGGAGAAUGAAUUGAGAGCUCCUGGUCCUGUUUCAUCAAAUUGCGACUACAUAGCUCUACUGAAGAAGAAAGAUCUUCAAAUUGAGAAGAUGGAUAAGGAGAUUAGGGACUUGAAAAAGCAAAGGGAUGUAGCACAAUCUCGGACUGAAGAGUUGCUGAAGUUUGUUGAAAAUUAUCAAGAUCCUAAAAAACUGAUUGGAAAUGGACAUCAAUCUAAUGGGAAAACAGAUGAUACAUGGGAAGAUGAUUGUUCAUUGUCAGAAGGCAUCACCUAUUCUCACUCUCUGGAUUCGAGUGUUAGAAAAACGAACAGAACCAUCUAUCACAACAAGAUGAACGGAAAUAACUCUGAACAAUUAAGCAAUUCGAUAUGGGAGAACACUGAAGAACAUUCUGAAGCAGAAUAUACAUAUUCACCACCAUCAGUUGGUCAAGGAUAUGAUGAUUACUGCAAAGAUGUUCAGUGUGUUGACAUGGAAGUAUUGAGCAGGGAGAACGAUAUUAAAGCCCUUUCCAGUCCUCUUGGUGAAAGUGCAGUAUCAGCUCUGAGACAAGUAGAAGAUCAUGAUGGAACUAGUCAGACUUCAUUAUCAACCACAUUCAAUGAAAAUGGAGAACGGAGUCACAUCCAGAAUCACUCCAGAUAUGGGGCCCUUGAAGAGAGCCUCCAUGAUGUGCAGAGGACAAUUGAACCUUUUAUCAGUCCUCAUGGUGAUACAUCCCCACGAGUCCCAGCAGCUGAUAACUCGAGUUCUACAAAUCUCAAGCUAAGUAGGAGCUUGAGCUGUAGAGCAAAUCUUGUAACUGGUUCCUCCUCUCCCAACUUUGAGGAGGCAGACAUCAACGCAACACCACCUAAUGAGUCUGAGAGGAUCUUUCCUGGAAGACCUGAAGCAUUUCAAAGGAAGUUUCUUCCGUUAAAUUACGACAAUGGCAUUGCAAGGCUGUCAAGAAAUAAUUCUCAAUCUUCUUUGGAAAGUGGUUCUGUUGCUCAGAGUGUCAGUGCAGCUGCAGAUGAAGAUCUCACUAGUGUUCAUACUUUCGUUUCUGGGCUGAAGGAAAUGGCCAGUGCCUAUGAGAAGCAACUAGCAGAUGAGCAGGGGGCGGAGUCGAGAUCUAACGAUUGUGAAAGUAAUGUGAAAGAAGUAGCUUCAGAGGCGUUGACAAAUCCAUUAGAUUGGCCACCGGAAUUUGAGAGAAAGCAAAGAUCAAUACUGGGGCUCUGGCAAAUUUGCAACGUUCCAUUGGUUCACAGAACAUACUUUUUUCUGCUGUUUAGAGGCGAUCCAGCGGAUUCCAUCUACAUGGAAGUGGAGCUCCGAAGACUGACUUUUCUGAAGGAAACAUUUUCUAGCGGAGGCCAGGCAGUGGCAGAUGGACGAGUUCUUACACCUGCUUCAAGUUUGAAGGCUCUUCAUCGGGAGAGGGAGAAGCUGAGCAAGCUGAUGCGCAGGAGACUCUCGGAAGCAGAUAGGGAGAGACUCUUCCAGAAGUGGGGUAUCAGUCUGGAGUCAAAGAGGAGGCGGCUUCAACUGGCCAGUCGCUUGUGGAGCGACACGGAAGACAUAGAUCGUGUUAUGGAGAGCGCUUCUGUGGUCGCGAAGCUUGUCCGGUUCGAAGAUCAAGGAAAGGCUCUUAGAGGGAUGCUGGGGCUUAGCUUUAGUUCUCCCAGCAUGGGAAGGAGAUCCCACGGCUGGAGGCAGAGGAGUGCCAUUUCUUAUUUAGGUUAAGUAGUCACACGAGAGUCAUGCCACAUCUGGUAUCUUACAUUUUUUAUUUCAAGCUCCCUCUCUCUCGCUUUCUCCACGCAGCCUCCAGACCCAUUUUGUUUGUGUAAAAACAUUUGAAGUUUACAAGCUAUUGUUAUGAUUCUAUAAUCCUAUCAAGCUUUUGGUUUUCUA